AUGUCUUCGAUAACAUGGUACUGCGAACCAGAGACUUCUUGGGACUUCAAAACCCUUGCCAGUAAUCGCAACCAUCUGACCACACCUGCCCACUCGAGGACGACAAUGGAAUCAACCGGCGAGUUCGCGACACUUGGUUUAUGUCACUUAUUCCGCCUUCCAGGCGAGCUCAGAAACUACAUAUACGUAUACGCCUUGACUGAAGAGCGCCCUCUGAAGGUCGAGCGCCGUAGCAAUGAUACCGCAUUCAAGUGCUAUAAGCAGCCGCUCGCGCAAGGCGGAGGUCACCAUGAGAUGGGAGCUUUCUCGAAAUCGCCAAAAGAUACGCUCGUUGAGGUCAAUCAGUUGCGCUUGGUCAAUAAAGAGCUUUAUGCCGAAACACGGGCUUUGGCGCUACGAUACAACAGCUUGGCCUUUAACAAUAUCGGCGACACCAAUGAAUUCUUGAAGAAUUGCGCGCUUUCACAACAAGCUCACCUCCACACCCUCACUAUUCACUGCACACGUAUUUCAGGCCAUGGCAAUCCACCAGCCAUGAAGUCCAUCAUGCAAUUCUGCGGGGCCCAUCCUGGUGCGACUAUUCGCAUCAAGCACAGUUGCAACAAUCCCAACGUACCGAUAUCACUCAUGCGCAUUGCCUCACGCGAAUACCGGAUGCGCGGCACGCAUAAACUGCUGAAUGCAAUUUUUGCUCCAGGAUGUGGUCAGCGAGAAGCACAUAUAGAAUCUUUCGAAGCCAAGUUGAAAGGAGCUAAGAUUCGAUCACCUCCCAGGAAUUUUCGAUUUUUCCCUUGCAUCACCAGCUUUGAUGAGCCUACAUUCCGGGCUGGAAUUGAGGAGGAUGAUGAAUUGCUUUUGUGGCUAGCCUAUGGUUAUAUAAAAGGGGGCAAGGAUGGUUUGGUCAAGCUGGUGAAGCAGGUUAUAAAACAUGGUAUCUGA
Messenger RNA from Parastagonospora nodorum SN15, 939 nucleotides. RefSeq lists its product as hypothetical. NCBI's taxonomy places the organism in Eukaryota, Fungi, Ascomycota, Dothideomycetes, Pleosporales, Phaeosphaeriaceae. The record is from RefSeq and is a predicted model, not a curated record. The transcript has 2 exons. The coding region runs from base 1 to 939 and encodes 312 amino acids.